Molecule: messenger RNA, 1062 nt
Organism: Thamnophis sirtalis
Lineage: Eukaryota; Metazoa; Chordata; Lepidosauria; Squamata; Natricidae
Source: RefSeq, a predicted model, not a curated record
AUGGCACCAAAAUCAAAGUUGGGGAGACGUCCUUUUAGCAAUACAUCUCAGGCAUUUGCUACAAAGUUGCAGCCCUUAUCUUCUACGCCCCCUACUGGAGAUUUGUUAACGAAAGAAUUUCUUUUUGAGACUCUUAAAGAAUUUAGAGAGGAGAUGAAGCAACUUAUUACAGACUUAUGUGAUAAGCUUGAUACCAAGAUUGCUCAAACAAAGGAGGAUAUGGUCGGACUUGUAACUGUAUUGACAGAUUAUGUUGCUGGAAUGGAAGAUAAGUUGGAGCUCCUGGAGGAAGCCAACACCAACCUGACAUCUAAAAUUGAAGUGCUGCAACAGAAAGUUGAAAACGCAGAAAAACAACUUGUUAUGACAAAUUACAAAAAGAUGGAGCUUGCAUUAAGAGUUAGGGGAUUGCGUGAAAACGAUCAGGAGAAUUUGAAGCUGACCUUUUCUGAGGCUCUCAAUCGUUUGGUGGGAAGUCCGGGACUCAACUUUGAUUGGCAGAUCCAAAAAAUUUACCGCCAUAAUUCGUGGACAGCAAAACAGAAACAGCUCCCGAGAGAUGUAGUUAUAUACUUUGCUACAAAAGAAUCCAGAAACGCGAUACUACAAGAGCUCUACAAUAAUAGGCUGCGAAUUGAUGGACAGGACCUGAUUGUCUUUAAAGAAAUGCCACCCCAGAUGUUAAGAGCCAGGAGAGACUAUGUCUUUUUAACUAAAGAACUUAGAAAUAAUCAGAUACAGUACAGAUGGGAGGUGCCAUUUGGUAUUACAGUUACACUUGAUGAUCAAAAACAUCGCCUUAAUUCACCUUGCGAAGCUCGAGACUUUUACAAUAAGAUCUUAAAGGCGGGACCUCUUGAAUUACCCGGACUUGUACAAAGACAAGGAGAAGUAGAAGAGAGACAACCAAUCACACAGCUACAAGGCGGGAGGUGUUGUUUCUCCCCUCCGGAGGGGCGGAGGAACAGAGAAUAAGUACUUAGUUAUGCUUCCAAAACAUUUGCUUAAUUUUAACUUGAAUAACUUUGUGACUCUGUCUUGUAUAAAAUGGUAUAGUGGUAU